GGGCCGCGCGCGAGCGCAGCGGUGGGAGGCGGCGGCGAGCUGCUGAGUGCAGGCUGCUGGCUGUGACCUCCUGGCUUCGGGCGGACGUCAGCCCAGCUUCGUCCUUGCCUCGACCUCUCCCCGGUCUCUUGUGAGCCUCCGCUCGGCCCCGGCCUCGAGGGCCGACCGCUCCGCACCCCCUCGGCCUGCCGGGCCUCAGACCGCGCCCUGCUCCCGCCGUCGGGCCGAACUCGCCGCGUCGGACCCCGCCGCUUGCCACAGGUUGAGGCCCCAGGCUUGGCCUCACCACGAUGUGGCACGAGGCUCGGAAGCAUGAGCGGAAGCUUCGAGGUAUGAUGGUCGACUACAAAAAGAGGGCAGAACGGCGGCGGGAGUACUAUGAAAAGAUCAAGAAGGACCCGGCCCAGUUCCUGCAGGUGCACGGUCGAGCUUGCAAGGUGCACCUGGAUUCUGCAGUUGCCCUGGCCGCCGAGAGCCCCGUUAACAUGAUGCCCUGGCAGGGGGACACCAACAACAUGAUUGACCGCUUCGAUGUCCGCGCCCACCUGGACCACAUCCCUGACUACACCCCGCCUCUGCUCACCACCAUCUCCCCAGAACAGGAAUCGGACGAGCGGAAAUGUAACUACGAGCGCUACCGAGGCCUGGUGCAGAAUGACUUUGCUGGCAUCUCAGAGGAGCAGUGCCUGUACCAGAUCUACAUUGACGAGUUGUACGGAGGCCUCCAGAGACCCAGUGAGGAUGAGAAGAAGAAGCUGGCGGAGAAGAAGGCUUCCAUUGGCUACACCUACGAGGACAGCACGGUGGCCGAGGUGGAGAAGGUGACAGAGAAGCCUGAGGAGGAGGAGUCACCAGCCGAGGAGGAGAGCAACUCGGACGAAGAUGAGGUCAUCCCCGACAUCGACGUGGAGGUGGACGUGGAUGAACUGAACCAGGAGCAGGUGGCAGAUCUCAACAAACAGGCCACGACCUAUGGCAUGGCCGAUGGUGAUUUCGUCAGGAUGCUCAGGAAGGACAAGGAGGAGGCAGAGGCCAUCAAACACGCCAAGGCCCUUGAGGAGGAGAAGGCCAUGUACUCGGGCCGUCGCUCCCGGCGCCAGCGGAGGGAGUUCCGGGAGAAGCGGCUAAGGGGCCGCAAGAUCAGCCCUCCCAGCUAUGCCCGCCGAGACAGCCCCACCUAUGACCCUUAUAAGCGGUCGCCCUCGGAAUCCAGCUCCGAGUCCCGCUCCCGCUCCCGCUCCCCGACCCCAGGCCGCGAGGAGAAGAUCACAUUCAUCACCAGUUUUGGGGGCAGCGAUGAGGAGGCAGCCGCAGCCGCAGCUGCAGCAGCUGCGUCAGGGGCCGCCACAGGGAAGCCCCCCGCGCCCCCCCAGCCAGGCGGCCCCACACCGGGACGUAAUGCCAGCGCCCGCCGCCGCUCCUCCACCUCCUCCUCCUCCUCUUCCGCCUCGAGGACCUCCAGCUCCCGCUCCCGCUCCAGCUCCAGCUCCCGCUCCCGCCGCGGCGGUGGCUACUACCGCUCGGGCCGCCACGCGCGCUCCCGCUCGCGCUCCUGGUCGCGCUCCCGCUCCCGCUCUCGGCGCUACUCGAGAUCCCGCAGCCGCGGCCGGCGGCACUCAGGGGGGGGCUCCCGAGACGGACACCGCUACUCCCGUUCGCCUGCCCGGCGUGGCGGCUACGGGCCCCGGCGCAGAAGCAGGAGCCGCUCCCGCUCAGGGGACCGCUACAGGCGGGGCGGCCGGGGGCCCCGGCACCACAGCAGUAGCCGCAGCCGCAGCAGCUGGUCCCUCAGCCCGUCCCGAAGUCGCAGCCUGACUCGCAGCCGCAGCCCCAGCCAGAGCCGCAGCCCCAGCCAGAGCCGCAGCCGCAGCCGCAGCCGCAGCCGCAGCCACAGUCACUCGCCGUCGCCCCCAAGGGAGAAGCUGGGCAGGCCGGCAGCGUCCCCCGCUGUGGGCGAGAAGCUGAAAAAGACCGAACCUGCCGCUGGUAAAGAGACAGGAGCUGCCAAACCCAAGCUGACGCCACAGGAGAAGCUGAAGCUGAGGAUGCAGAAGGCACUGAACAGGCAGUUCAAGGCGGAUAAGAAGGCGGCUCAGGAGAAGAUGAUCCAGCAGGAGCAUGAGCGCCAGGAGCGGGAAGAUGAGCUUCGAGCCAUGGCCCGCAAGAUCCGUAUGAAGGAACGGGAACGCCGAGAGAAGGAGAGAGAAGAAUGGGAGCGCCAGUACAGCCGGCAGAGCCGCUCGCCCUCCCCCCGUUACAGUCGAGAAUACAGCUCUUCCCGAAGGCGCUCAAGGUCCAGAUCCCGAAGCCCCCACUACCGACACUAGGCAGAAGCGUGGGGGGGCAGAGGGGUGAGGGGGUGGGGCGAGGGCUCAAGCUGCGAUGCUGCUGGUUUUAUCUCUAAUGGAAUAAAAUCACACAUUAUUUAA
This is a messenger RNA of Kogia breviceps (pygmy sperm whale), 2429 nucleotides long. RefSeq names its product CLK4 associating serine/arginine rich protein (gene CLASRP). NCBI's taxonomy places the organism in Eukaryota, Metazoa, Chordata, Mammalia, Artiodactyla, Physeteridae. The record is from RefSeq and is a predicted model, not a curated record.